This is a messenger RNA of Sclerotinia borealis F-4128, 258 nucleotides long. The record is from the annotation of a GenBank genome assembly. NCBI's taxonomy places the organism in Eukaryota, Fungi, Ascomycota, Leotiomycetes, Helotiales, Sclerotiniaceae.
AUGACCUUUUGGUCACCUCCCGCUCUCACUCUCGAUAUGACAGCUUUCAAAGCUAUACCGGGAAACGAAGCGAAUGGCGUCCACGACGUCUAUUUCAUUUACCAGUUAUCUUAUUGUUCGGGCAACUACGCCGCAGGAUCUCAUAAUCUAAUCGACCGACAAGAAUUCGUUGCAGCAUUUGGUACACAAGACUCCUCGCAGCUUAUGGAUAAUACCUUAGUCCACUUUCCUCAAGACCUGAAGAAUCGAUUACAAUAG